CGUCGGUCGCAUAAAAUACAAGAACCAGCAAAACACUGUACUGUAACAUCAAAAACCUCUGUAGCGCAGGUCCGCGACGUUUCCGUUGAACGGAUAAAAUUCUAGCUACAGUGAGUGUUGUGAAAAAUAUACGUUGUUUAACGUCGUCUACGUUAAGUGUAUAACAUGAUUAUUACAAAAUAUCAACGAAUCAUUGUUGCUAUUGACCAGAACAGCAGCAAAUACACGAAUCAGUUAUAUUGAACAAUAUUACUGAAAUCCAUCGUCGGAGAACUGAUAUGUGCGCGAGAAGCGUCGAAGGACAGCAUCAUUGAACAGAAAAACGUAUUGAGGGAAUAUAACGCAUACGACAAAUGUCGAAUCGUAAUGAACUGCGCAACGACAUAGGUGUGGCGCGUAAAAGAGAGAGCGUACAUGCACGUAUACGUAGGCAUACGUGCGGUAGGUGCUCUCUUGGAAUGAAGGCAACCAAGAAUUGGAUUAACUUUCCCCAGUUACGUUUACGUUUAAGAAAUCAAUCGAUUCUUUUAGCGCGGUGUCAACUAUAAUUUCCGACUUCUGCCGAAUCAAUUCGUUUCCGCGCUGAGACUAUUACCGAGUUAUUGAUAUCUGAGAUCAAGAUAAAUCUUAUACUGAAUCAGUGAAGUAAAUAUCUGUUGGUGUCGUGUGUGGGUACGUGUGGGUACGUGUGGGUACGUGUGCGUGAGCGUACUCGUGCCCGUGCCUGCGCCUAUGCGUCUCCGUUCGCCAAGUUGUGGUGAUCUUCGCAGAGGUGGCGGCGGCGGUGGUGGAAAUAGUGAAGGUGGUGACGGCAGUGGCGGCAGUGAAGGAGACGGUGGAGGUGGUGGCGGUGGUGGCGGCGGCGGUGGCGGCGACGGCGGCGGUGGUGGCCGCGACAACGUUUGGAGGGAGAGAUUUCGUACAUCGUGACUGAGUGAGUGAGUGAGUGAGUUGGUGCGUGUGCGUGCUACCGCGCGUAUACGCUCUCUCUCAUUCUCGAGAUCGUGCGCGCGUGUGUGGUAUAUGAAUGUGUGUAUAUGCAUAUAUACAUACAUAUAUAUAUAUGUACAUAUAUAUUGUCGCGCGCGCGCAUUAACGGAAUUCACGAUCAGACACGCAGGGACUCUCAACAAAUGUUUAAAUGGACGCAUCGUCCAUUAUCACCCAAGUGUCACGGGAUGACGAGCUAGGCCAGUUUAAUAAUGGGAAAGCUCAGUUACCACAAGAGAAUGAAGUGGCCAACACAGGUCCAACCAGUGGCAAAAAGCCAAGAGGGCGUGGACUUCUUCGAUCUCUACUUUGUUGUCUUGGUAGAGGACGUGGAAGUAGUUCAAAAAGUUCAAAAACAAGCUCAUUACAAGGUGAUGGACACGGUUCUCCAUCCCUAAGGACUGGAUCCCCAAGGUUCCUUCUCCCACCUGUCAGACAUCAGGAUAUGCACAAGAAGUGCAUGGUGAUUGAUUUGGAUGAAACACUAGUACAUAGCUCUUUCAAACCAAUCAACAAUGCCGAUUUUGUUGUUCCUGUAGAGAUUGAUGGGACAGUACAUCAAGUAUAUGUUUUAAAGAGGCCUUAUGUGGAUGAAUUCUUACAGAGAAUGGGUGAACUGUACGAGUGUGUAUUGUUCACAGCAAGUUUGGCUAAGUAUGCUGAUCCAGUAGCAGAUUUGCUUGACAGAUGGGGAGUGUUUAGAGCAAGACUGUUUAGAGAAUCUUGUGUUUAUCACAGAGGAAACUAUGUUAAAGAUUUAAAUAAACUAGGGCGGGAUUUGCAGCAAAUCAUUAUUGUUGAUAAUAGUCCUGCCAGUUACAUUUUCCAUCCAGAUAAUGCAGUACCAGUGGCAUCAUGGUUUGAUGAUAUGACAGAUUCAGAACUAUUAGAUUUAAUUCCAUUUUUUGAAAAACUCAGUAAUGUGGAGAAUAUUUAUACAGUCUUGUGCAAUAGUAAUCAUCCUUAUAAUCAAGUACCUCCAGCUGUACAGAAUAGUCCAAGCCCAGGAUCAGGUUCACUUGGUGCUUCCUAGCCCUACCUAUAUUCUGGCCAAAUAGCCAGUAUUAUCAUCGCUCAAUGCACUCUGAGAAGAAUUUUGAUUGGAAUAUUCCACAUUGCUUGCUUGUUAUGUAGCAGUGGACAACCAGGUAUGACCCACUAAGUACUGGGUGUAAUAUAAACAUACUUAUUGAGGAAUUAUCCAAAAAAGAAGGUGAAAACUGUAAAUCCUUCUUAUACGUAACACAUAACAUGAACCACAACUGCUUUAUUGUUGGCUUCAGUUCUUUUUCCUAAAAAAUAAUAGUAUGAUAUAACUGCUCACAGUAUAUCAGAUACAAUGAACUGAUUGUAUUUAUCUAAUUAUUAAGGUGUUCGAUAAAAAAUUUAAAUAUAGCUCAAUUGGUUAUAACAAGUAACUCUUCCAAUCACAUUGACAUGGAAUAGAUUUCAGAUAUACUGAUUACAUAAUGAAUUAAUGUCCGUGUUCCCGUGUUUGAUGUACUUGAGAAAAGAAGCAAAUUACAAUGAUAACUAUGAAUGUGAAAAGUAAACAUGCAUUUGAUAUCAAAUAAACACAUAUAUUUCAACUUAUACGUGAUUUAAAUUCAUGUAAAAUACAUACAAAAUGACUUGCAUAAGAGAAUAAAUCAAAGUGUAGUAUUAAGUAAUACUGAAAGAAAAAAAUAGAGUCUUUUGAUGGGCCAUAUAAUAUUUCUCUGUAUAUUAUUUCUUAUUUCUUGUAGUUUUUCAUUACUUUUAACAAUGCCAUGUGUAAAAUAUUAAUGAGUUCUUCUUGUAUAAUCAUAAAUAUUGAGCAAAAAAAUAAUUAAUUUUCAUAUAAAUUUUAUGAGGCUGAUAAUUCCAAAUAGUUACAAAGGAUAGUUCAGUGGGAAAUUUUCUUACUCUUUCUAAUUAGGAUUUAUUAAGAAUGUGUCUGAUUUUGCUUGAUCAAAUAUAUUUUUUAUGAACAAACAGAAAAGAUUGAGAUAUAAAUCUGAGAUUUAAGGAAACGUUGGAGAUGUAAAAAAUAUAUAAUUGGAUUGAGUAAAAAUUACAGAGAAAAAAAAUCAUGUUUUUUUGCUAUCAUUUUCAUGUCUUUAACUUUAUUCUAAAAAAUAAUGAAAAAAGAAAAGGAAGGAUGCGAAUUGUAAAAGCUAGAAAAAUCAAUGUGUGUUUGAAAUAUUAGGUCAAUGCAUAUCAUUCUUUCCCUCCAGGCAAUUAUAUGUACAAUGAAGCAUUACAAUAAUCAUUACAUCAUUAACUCUUGGUCAACGCAUACUCCGCUGACUUAUAAUAUACCGGCAAAAAAUUAAAAAAUUAUGCAACUCAUAAAGAUUGAAUAAGUAAAUAAAUGUAUAGUUAAAUAUGUAAAUAUAUUUACUACAGAUAGUUCUCAAUUUUGUACGCUUAAUUCGUGCGUAAGAAAUGUACAGUUAGCAUUAUACUUUCAGAUUCAAUCAAAUUAUCGUUAUUCAUGCUCUUUUAUUUUAAUCGUAUUGUUGUUAAUAUAUUUGUCAUUAUAAAUAAUAGUAAAUCAAAUUUUAUUAUACUAUCGCGAUUAUUAACUUAGUUUCAAAUACCGUACGUUAUUGAGAAUAUUAUAUAUUGUUCAUAUUAUUGAAUUUUUAGAAAAAGAGUUUCAUAAUUUUUAUUUAUAAGAUUCAUACGUUAUUCACGCCUUAACGUUCAUCCUAUUAUAGUAUCAAUGUAUUUUACAUAACAUAACAUAAAAUCUGGUAAUCAAAGUAUAGUCUUUCUUCCGAAUUAAAAAUUUUUUUUUUUAUUUUAAAAUAAAAUAUUAUAUUUUAUUAAAACAAAUUUUAUAAAAUUUAGAAUAAAUCAUUGUUAUUUAAUAAAGUUUAACGAUAUUAUAUAUUUAUAGUUUUGAAAUAAUUUUUUAAAUUUUAGUCUUUAUAAUACUUACUAUUACCUAAUAUGUAUUAUGUUGUUAUUUAUCAUUGAAAAAAAAGUAAGCCGUAAAUAUUGUACGUUUCUAUUUCAUAAAAAAAGGGCUAGGGUAUAUGUAGAUAAGAUUAUUAUGUAAUAAUAAGUCUUAUACAUAUUGCAUAAUAUUAAAUGGCUUCCAACUAUUUUAUUAGUUUUUUGUUACAUGUUGUGAAUGUCUUUUAAAUGGAUCAAUAUCAUUAACAUCUAGAUCAUACUUUUAAACCAGCUGAUAUAACAAUGACGUAACUUACUAAAAAUCUGAAUAGACAAAAACUGAGAAUUAAUUUUCGUAGUAAUAAUAUUUUUAUGUAAAGAUAGAAUAUUUGAUCCAAAAUACGCAAAAUCACUUCUCAACAUUGUGUAUAAAUAUUGAAUGUUUAUAUCUAGACCUUAAAUUGUUAGUAUCGUAGUAUCGUUUGUGUUUAGUAUUACUUGUAUUUAAGAAAAAACAGCAUGCCACCGAACAUUUGUACUUAUUGCUAGUAAACGUAUCUUGCCAUCUAUGUUUGACUAAACUCGAAAUUCUUAGGAUAUUUGAGUUGUCAGUUUUUAAAAUAGAGAGAUUACGUAAUAACCAUAUCUUUACAUUAAUUUUCAUUUAUUACAUUUUAUGCUUCUCAUAAACACGUCGAAUUCGUUAAAAAAGAAAAACAAAAAUCGAAAAUUAAUGAUCAUUAACUCCUAAAAAUUCUCAAACACAGGAAAAGAAGAACUUGCAUAAAUAAUAAUAUUCACGAUAUAUUGUAACAAAAUGUGUCAGUAAUGUCAGAAAGUGUAGUCGUUUUCAUUCAUAUAAUGCCCAUUGAAAUGACUCUACUAAUUAUGGUGCGCCUUUUCGGAAAAUACGUACAGAAAACACGGAGACAUUUCCUUUACAAAGGAAAUUUUAUAUAUACUAAACUGAACCGACACACGUCAGGUUUUUAUCCACAACAUCUUUUAUAAUGCUCCCAUGUGUUGUCUGAAAGCAGUCGUAAAUUUAAGAUGCGAUGUACGGGCGAUUACAAUGCGAUAUAUAUAUAUAUGUAUAUAUAUAUAUAUAUACACAUACACAGUCAUGUGGCAAAAUCCUAAGAAGCAGAAAUUACGUCUAAAUUUUAUGUCUCCUACCUUUUUUUUAUUUUUUUUAUUAUUUAUUAUUAUAAUUAUUUUUUUCCUUUAAUCACAGCAACGUAUCUAUUGAUUUUUGUGAUAACAAGAUUCGAGUAUGAAAAAUAUCAUUGUAAUGUAAAGGUUCAUCGGUUUGAUGAAAGACCAGGGAAUACGUGAAAGAAGGAAGUUAAUGUUACAUCCGACGAAGCCCACGUUCCUUAUCGGAUCUAACAUUAAACAUACGAAAUAUCAUACGUUAAACAUCUUUAAGCAUCCGUCAUGUCGUGCUUCCGUGAUUAAUUAAUAUUAACAAUCCAGUGUAUUGCUUUUAUUGAAUGCAAAUCUGUUGGACGCCCUAGAUGAGUAUUUCGCAAUAUAAUAUACGUGCGUUUCUUUUGUCGUGUUUCAAUCUUUCCAAGCAUUCUGUUUUGUUUUCUUUUUUUUUUUAAUUAUUAUUAUCAUUAUUAUAACUAUUAUGGAGUUGUAACAUGAUUGUAGAGACACUGUAAAACAUUAAGGAUGAUGAUUUUCGUCUGUUGUCAAUUGAGUGAAAGAGAAAGAGAAAAAAAGAGCGUGAGAGAGAGAAAGAGGAGACAGAGUACAUUUAGAUUUAUUACAAAAAAAAAAAAAAAAGAAAAAAGUGCACUGAGAAAAUUAUUAGUGCAAAGGCGCAGCGAAAACGAUCGUGAUACGUAAUUAGAUAUGUAUUAUAUAUAUAUAUAUACAUACAUAUAUAUAUAAUAUAUAUAUAUAUAAAUAUAUAAAUAUUUAGGUAGACCAAUUAAUUUUUAAUACGCGAUACUUUUGUACAGUAGAGCAACAGAGUUUUCGAAUUCAUAGCUCUUUGCCGUUGUAAUCCGACAUAUACGUAUAUAUAUGUAACAUAUAUACAUACAUAUAUGAAAGUACAAGAGCUGUUGCUCUUAUUUGUAAACAAGGAGUGUACAAGUGAUAUAUUUUCUAUUAAAUUCAAUUGUACGUCAUCACUCGCCAAGCUAUAUACAUGUAUUGAAUUUUUGAAAAUCCGCCUAUACCUAUAUACCGAUAGUUUUAUUAAAAUUAAUCACGAAUCCAUUUACGCUUUUACGUACGUGAUGUUCAUUAUUACGAAGCAUAAGUUUACUCGUUAGCGAUCUAUGAUGGAAGAGAAACGAUGGAAUUUUAAAAAAGAGAAGCGAAUUUUGUAUCGUUAUUUCAUUGUACGUUUAUUAUUGAAUUAAUUCCGAAUGAUUGUUACCAGCUAGAUUCGCUUCGAAGUACAGCGACUAUUUUGGUAACAAUAUGGCCGUGUUGCAAUAUAGCAAUAAUGAACCGCUAAUAUUUUUCUCAGUGCCGAAAAAACAUUGUUACUUCGCAGCAGCUUUGCUGUAGUAUGAAAGAAACAAAAAUAUAUAAGCAGCAGCUUUGCUGUAGUAUGAAAGAAGCAAAAAUAUAUAACAAGAUAUACUUUUGAAAGUGAGACGAAAGAAAAUAUUGUGUGUGUGUGUGUAUGUGUUGUGUAUGCUCGCGUGCAUGCGCGUAUACGCCAGAAUUAAUACAGGCAUGAAAGUGUAGUUAACAAAAAUUUUAAAAAUAAAAUAAAAAUAAAUGAGAGGAAGAAGAAAAGUAACGGGAAUGAAAAACCGUUCGCCGAGGUGACGAACGCGAAAUCGAAAUUUUUUAUAUGUAACCAAUUCAAAUGAAAACGAACGGUGAAGGGAAAAAGAAGGAGGCAAAAUAAAAACAAACACUCGAAAUUCCAAUCGUGUUGCUCUGCUACACCCUGGACGAUUAAUAAAUUAUUGUAUUAUUCUUAUUAUUAUAUAUACACUGUACAAAAAAAAAAAAGAAAGAAAGAAAAAAGAGGAAAAUGAAAUAAUUCGUCACAAACGGAAUGAAAUUACACACUAGGACUCACAGUAUCUCGGUGUGAAUGUGAUCGCGUGACGUAAACAAAACGGGGGAAAAAAAGAAGAGCUAAAACAGAAUGAGAGACGCGAGUAUGUAUGUAUAAAAACAAAACAAACAUAAUUAACGAUAUUGCCUUGAUUUGUAAAUAAAAUUUAAUUACUUCCACUAA
Messenger RNA from Frieseomelitta varia, 7090 nucleotides. RefSeq names its product carboxy-terminal domain RNA polymerase II polypeptide A small phosphatase 1 (gene hzg). Gene Ontology annotation, molecular function: RNA polymerase II CTD heptapeptide repeat phosphatase activity. The record is from RefSeq and is a predicted model, not a curated record. The transcript is spliced from 4 exons. NCBI's taxonomy places the organism in Eukaryota, Metazoa, Arthropoda, Insecta, Hymenoptera, Apidae. Bases 1142 to 2023 code for a protein of 293 amino acids.